Messenger RNA from Symbiodinium sp. CCMP2456, 1878 nucleotides. The record is from the annotation of a GenBank genome assembly. Lineage: Eukaryota; Dinophyceae; Suessiales; Symbiodiniaceae.
AUGGCUUCAGAUGCGAUCUCAGAUUUUCUGGAUGCAAUUCAAGAGAUUCAAGCCGAACCCGUGGAAACCCUGAAGCAGUCCGAGUCUCCUCUCCAGGCUUUCUUGGAAUUGACAUCGUACUUGGGGUCUUCACCACGUCUCCUCGAUGUGGUCUUGGUUGCGAACCUGUUGACUGGAGCGCCAGAUGGCUUGAUCAUGGCUUUAGGAGCACAUCUCUUAAUUUCGGCGGGCGGAACAGCGCCAAGAAGCUUACGUGGCACAUCCAUGAAGGGGGCAAGCAAGCCUCUUCAGAAGGCUUCGGAGAAGAUAACUACUGUGUUGAGGAACAUCCUGGGGAAGCGGACAGGCCUGAAGUCCAAGGAUAUUUCAGGGAACUCCGUGACAGGGGGCAUGGCUGGGUGCCUAGUCAAGUUGCUGGAAGAGGGUCUUUACAACAACAUCACCCCAGCAUGCCGAUCUGCAGUUUCCACGAAGGACCUUUCUACAGACAUCAAAGAGGCAGAAAAGGUCAUAGAAACUUGGACAGUGGCGAAAUUGAUGAAGUCAGACCUCACAGAGAGUUUGAAGAGCGGUCUUCUGACAAAGGACGGAGGCUCCUACAAAUUGAAUUGGGGUCACCACGGGAAAAAGGAGGAACGAAAGGUAGCGGUGUCAGAGCAGAGCGCUCUAAAGGAAGACGGUGGAGCAGUGGUGCUAGCAGGAAGACGAUCAGAAGGAUGGUUAAAGCAGACCGGCGCCAAGAGGGUGAUUUAUUUCAAGAACCUGAGAGACAGCGAUCUCUUGAGGAAUCUGAUAAACACCGCAAUGGAACUGGUUCUAUCAAUCUCAUCCGGGUCCCCCACCCCAGACUGCAGCUGGCUGCAGGGACAGGUCAUCAUUUCUGCAGGAUUGGUCGGGGAACUGAAGAGCAUCGGCGUUCAUUCGUUGGAGCUCGGGAAAGUGAAUCUCUUCUUGAUGCCAGAUCAGGGAUCCAGCAAGACACCAUCGCCAGUGGCACCACCAAGCAAGCCCACCUCAACACUCAAGGGAGGGCUUCCUGCUUUCACCAACUACUUCGAGAAGCAGGACGGAGUCAAAAGAAAGUUCAAAUUGCCCGACAAGGAAUGGUUGUCAGCAGUGAAUUUCUUACACGAGAGGAUCACUACAGACAUGGAGGAUCAGUUGGAAGGCGCGACACUGGAUCAGCUGGAGGCCAUGGCGCCAGACAUCAUUUCGGAGUUCGAAGACGAGGUCAAGGUAAUUGCUGGCGCAGUCAAGUUGUCUCAGAACGAUGCAGUGGAGAUGCUCACGGAGAUGCUGGUCUCCUACAGCAGCAGCAAAAAACCAGCGCCCAAGACAACGGCCAAAGAGACAUCAGGAUCCUCAACGGACACCGAUGCUGCAAAAAAUGCCCUGAAGCAGUUCUUGGAUGCGGAAAAGGGUGGAAGGAACACAAGGACCAUUCCACUAAACUGUAUGCCGGCCAUGACACUGAGCAAAGCAGAGGAUCUGGAAGGUCAAGUGAAGAAGAUCUUGGAACUGAGUGGACAGCCAGAAAUCAAGGUCCUGGAGAGCCUUACGGAACAUGUGAUGAUCAAAGGGACGACCCCUGCUGUGAAAGACUGGGCAAACACUCGAAAGUCUUUCGAGGAGUGGAAGCAGUUCUUCUCUGGCUUGGACGACACUGGCAGUUCUGGCAAACUUGUCUUUUCGAAUGCAGUGGGAAGAAAACUUCAAAUCUUCAUCACAGAGGCAGCAGCGUCUUUGUUCAUCAUCUUGAAGGCAGUUCGCACAGGGAGGGACUUGAACAAGAUAAGUGGAAAGACUGCAUCCUGCCAGCUCAUGAUGGACAUUCAGCAAGACAUGGGAUUUGGACUCCACUCGUUCAAGAUUCCAUAA